Messenger RNA from Oryza brachyantha (malo sina), 538 nucleotides. Its product is annotated as non-specific lipid-transfer protein 4. Gene Ontology annotation, biological process: lipid transport. Bases 107 to 454 code for a protein of 115 amino acids. The record is from RefSeq and is a predicted model, not a curated record. Gene Ontology annotation, cellular component: membrane. Lineage: Eukaryota; Viridiplantae; Streptophyta; Magnoliopsida; Poales; Poaceae. Gene Ontology annotation, molecular function: lipid binding. The transcript is spliced from 2 exons.
UCACUCACUCACUCGCACACACGACACUCAUAAAGUAAUUAAUCUACUCCAGUACGUACUGUCGAGUAGCAGCAGGUCGAUCGAUCCAUCCAUCUUGUGAAUUGUGAUGGGUAAUAAGUACCUGGCAGUGGUGACGGUGGUGGCGCUGCUGGUGGCGGCGCCGGCGGUGAGCGCGGUGACGUGCGGGCAGGUGGUGAGCAUGCUGGCGCCGUGCAUCAUGUACGCCACGGGGAGGGUGGCCGCCCCGACCGGCGGCUGCUGCAACGGCGUCAGGAGCCUCAACUCGGCGGCGGCCACCACCGCCGACCGCCAGGCCACCUGCGCCUGCCUGAAGCAGCAGAGCAGCGGCAUGGGCGGCCUCAGGCCCGACCUCAUCGCCGGCAUCCCCUCCAAGUGCGGCGUCAACAUUCCCUACGCCAUCAGCCCCUCCACCGACUGCUCCAGGGUGCAUUAAUCAGUAGAUGCAUGAACACGUACUAUCAAGUGAUCGAUCGAUGCGAGAAUAAUAAAGAGGAGAUCAAGACGCGAUCUGCAGCUG